AUGGACCCACAGCUUCAGGAUCUAUUGGAGCAGGGGGGUCUCUCGCACACCAUACAGGGGUUCAUUGACGGCGGUGUAACCAGCAUCCACCAGCUUAAGCAGCUCACAAUGCAGGACUACCAGUCUGUGGGCGUCAUUGUCAUGACUGACCGCCGUAAACUCUUUGAGCUCAUUCAAUAUAUGAAAAGAGAGCAGGCUAAUGCUUCGCCCCUCCCCGUCUCUUCCCCUCCCGCGGAGGUACUGCGCAAUGCUGAUCAUAACUCCCAUGCAGUCGCUGCAAAUGCUGUACGAAAUACUACGCCGUCUCGCCGUAGCAACACACCCUCGGGCGUACAACGCAGGGCCGAGAAUGAGAGUUCUGCGUUGCAUGAGAUUAAGUCGAUGUCUACGCUUCGACGAGAACCUGUUCGCUUGGGCGAGGACAUGAACACCUCGACAUCCAAAGCAACCCCAAGCUCGCGACCUGUGAGUCGCCCGACGCGUAACUCCCCCACUUCAGUUGCGCGCAGGGCAGGAGAAAACACGACGACGAAGCGAAAAAUGAGUCGAAUCAUCGUUGCUGUCCGGAAACGUCCACUGAAUAACUCGGAGUUGAAUGAUGGUCUCUACGAUGUUUUGGCGACAGACCCAGAUAAUACACACGCCAUUGCCCUUUUGGAACCCAAGCAAAAAGUAGAUCUAACAAAAUACAUUGAGAAACACCGCUUUACGUACGAUUUGGUGCUAGAUGACAGGCAAAGUAACCGUGAUGUCUACGAAAAGACCUGCAAAUCUCUUAUUGAGACUGUUUUUGAAGGUGGCUGUGCCACUUGUUUUGCCUACGGUCAAACAGGGAGUGGGAAAACGUAUACGAUGUUGGGAAAAGAUGCCCAGGAGGGUAUCUACCUUAUGGCUGCAAGAGAUUUAUAUUCUCGAUUAGAACCUGGUAUGAGUAUCGUGGUCUCUUUUUUUGAAAUUUACGGAGGGAAACUGUUUGACUUGCUCAAUGAACGUGAAAAGCUUGCCUGUCGCGAGGAUAGUCGUGGUGUCAUUAAUGUUUGUGGUCUGACAGAGCACCGUGUCGACGAUACGGGCCAUCUUAUGCGGGUGAUAGACUAUGGAAACUCCAUUCGUGCGGCCGGAUCGACGGGUAUGAACGCGGAUUCUUCUCGUUCGCAUGCAAUUCUUCACAUCACCGUGUUGAACGCCAAGAACCGUUUUUUUGGUAGGUUCACGUUUAUUGAUCUUGCCGGUAGUGAAAGGGGGGCGGACACGCUCGACAGCGAUCGCACAACGCGGCUGGAGGGGGCGGAAAUUAACAAGUCGCUGCUGGCGCUCAAGGAGUGUAUUCGGGCCCUUGAUCAAAAUCACCGUCAUAUCCCCUUCCGUGGGUCGAAGCUCACAGCUGUGCUUCGGGAUUGCUUCACUGGCAACAGCCGGACUGUAAUGAUAGGCAAUGUCAGCCCCGCAAGCGGAAGCUGUGAGCAUACGCUCAACACGCUUCGCUAUGCCGACCGCGUAAAAGAACUGAAGAAGGAUAAAUCGUCUCGCAUUGCCGCCGAGGAAAUUAUGAUCGGUCAGAUGCCAAGUGAAGAGGUGGAAACCCUCGGUCUCAGUGGAACCUUUGCCCAACGGCGCGCACGUGAGAAGAAGCUGGGCACCCGAUCUUCCAGUCAGCUCUCACAGCGUGAACCGGGGACACCCAAACUGACACCCCUCGGUAGGUAUGGUAGCGGUUACCGCCCCAAGGCACCUCCAGCUCGCAUGCGCGGGGCCUCAAAGGAGGAAGAUUAUCCGAAUUUUUCAGACAGUAUCCGUUCCAGUAAAUUUACCAGCAGCGGGCCUGCAAAAGGAACUAGCUAUGCCAAGGCGACACCAAAGCACAGUCGUGUUGCUAGUGAAGUGUCGGUGCAGGCUGCUAGUCCGUAUGAUAUGGCUUCUUUUGCGAGUGCAGACUCCUUAGACGAUGACGAAGACAACGUGAUUUUGCGCCACCGUCGCCACAUCGACGCCAUGAUGGAGUUGCUAAAGCAGGAGAUGACAGAGCUAAACGGGGUUGAGAUGCCGGGCGCCUCCAUUGAGACGUACUGUAGAAAUGUCGACAGUAUUCUCACGCAUCAGGCCAAAAACAUUGAGGGAGUUAGGAGUAUGAUCAGAGAAUUAAUGAAGCAUGUAGAGGCCCGUCAGCGACACUAG
This is a messenger RNA of Trypanosoma conorhini, 2175 nucleotides long. RefSeq names its product putative MCAK-like kinesin. The transcript has a single exon. Gene Ontology annotation, biological process: microtubule-based movement. The record is from RefSeq and is a predicted model, not a curated record. Gene Ontology annotation, molecular function: ATP binding; microtubule motor activity; microtubule binding. Lineage: Eukaryota; Euglenozoa; Kinetoplastea; Trypanosomatida; Trypanosomatidae. Bases 1 to 2175 code for a protein of 724 amino acids.